CAAGUAGUGAUGAUUUUUUAAAAAUAUGUUAUUUUUCAUACGAGGCCCAGUAUCUUGAGCGGUCUAUCUGCAGUUUUUCCGUAAGAUGUCUGAAGUCAGAUCUCCAGAAAAAAAAAGACCUCGUAAGAGUUUGUCGAGGAAUAAAAACCGAAAAAAUGAAGCAGAGACUAAGUCGAACUCUAUCAUAUCUCUCUUUAACAAUGCACCACCACCCAAACUCGCUUGUCCUAUUUGUAGAAAACUGGUGCCAAGGUACAGUUUAAACGCACACAUCGACGAAGGGUGUCCGAAGGACAAUGACAAAACAGUCGAUCCUAAACGUGACGGGUCGGGAAAUCCUCACCUAUCCUCCGUGUGCCAAACUCCAAAGAAAUCCUCACCGUCGGCGGCAAGAAUGAGCCCUGGAAAAAGCAACCUCGAGAAAGACAGCGUCAAACAACAGACCAGCCCCUACUUUGAGGCUAAUGAUAAACCGAUAAACGAUAUUCGGGAUGAGCGGAGAAGUCAGUCGGUGGAAAAAGUCCCACUGGGAGAUGAGCGGAGAUGUCGGUCUGUGAAAGAAAUCUCCCUGGGAAGCCUGUCAUCUAAACUGACUAGGAAGUUUAAAGAGGCUAGAAAAUUGGAACAGAACGGGAGUUUUAAGCCAUGCGAAGUUCCGGAGGCACAGAGAGGGCAAUGUACGGUUGACAAUACUCCAGAGUGUGGUCCUGGGGAAGGCCAUAUUGAGAAUGAUUGUGGAAACAAAAAUCAGUCGGUUAUAUCAAAGCUUUCUGAAGCCUUCCAGACAGAAAACAGUGCCUCCAAAAAUAUCUCAGAAGUUGGGGAAAUAAAGGAAAGUCCUGAGAGUGCUCAGGAACAUGAGGCAGUGAGGCUCUCAGCUGGUCCCGUCGAAGAUCCUCUUGAGUUAGCGGGACCAGACCACGCUUCAGAGAAGGGUCUAGAAAAACAGACGGGUUUUGAAGUUGCAAAUGAAAAUCAAGAAGGAUCCACAGCACAAAGAACAAAAAUGAGCUGUGCUUCCGAAGACGAAGCCCAUCCGCCCAAGAAUGAUCGCCUUUUGGGGAAUUCAGAAGAGAAUUUUAAAUGCCACCUAACUCAUCCUGAAAAGAGGACCGUGGGAGGAUUUCCUGUGGAAGGGUGCAGUAACUUAAAGGACAAAAUAAUUUGCAGGACAUUUUUGGAGCUUUCAGAGGAGGUGGGGGCAAGCAGCGAUGUUCCGGAAAAGGAAAGUCACGAUUUUAGGUGGAACUCAAUGCCCGAGUCUACAAAUCAGCCUUACUACCUUAGAAAUUUCCUUAUGGUCCUGCAAGGAGUCCUAGAAAAUGAAGAUGAUCUGAGGCUCUUUGACCAACAGGAUACUGACAUCAUUGCUAAAUUUUAUCAACUUUCAGGAAAUGGCCAAAGAUUAUAUGUCAGACUUUUCCAACGCAAGCUAAAUUGGAUAAAAACCAGCAAGAUCGAAUAUGAAGAGAUCGGUCCAGAUUUAUCGCCGGUAAUCGAAGAAUUGAAGCAAGCAGGUUUUCUGCAGUUAGAAUCCGAAUUGCAAGAACUCUCUGAAGUGCUUGAUCUACUUUCUGCCCCUGAGCUAAAAACCUUAGCGAAGACCUUUCACUUGGCAAACCCCAAUGGUCAGAAACAGCACCUGUUGGAUGCCUUUCUUAAAUUAGCCAAACAGCGCUCUGUCUUCAGCUUUGGCAAGAAUCAACCUUCCAUUGAGGCAGUGAUUUUAAAAAGGGCGAAGGAUUUGGCUGGACAGUCAGUAAGGGUUUGCAAAGGCCCUAGGUCCCUGUUUUCCCGUAUCUUGCUCCUCUUUUCACUGACCGAUUCCGUGGAAAAUGAAGAAGCUGCUUGUGGUGGGCAAGGCCAACUUUCUACCGUGCUUAUGGUGAACUUGGGUCGUGUGGCAUUCCCCAGGUACACUGUGAACAGGAAAUUACAAAUCUUUCAGGAUAGAAGCGAUCUCAUCAGAUAUGCAUCAGCUGUUCAUACGUUGAAUGAUGUGGCCACCGCAAUGACUAAUGGAAAUUGGAAAGAGGCUAAUGAGUUGUACAAGUGUGCAAAAGAGGUCUGGAACAACUUGAAAAAUCAUCCUUCACUGAGAUACCAUGAAGAGUUGCCUCUUUACUUGAGGUGUUUUACGGUUGGUUGGGUUUAUACAAGGAUUAUGUCUCGAGGAGUUGAAAUUUUGCAGAGAUUGCACCUGUAUGAGGAAGCCGUUAACGAGCUUAAAAACCUGUUGUCUCAGGACAUUUAUUGUCCUGACAGCAGAGGACGUUGGUGGGAUCGAUUGGCUCUCAAUUUACAUCAGCAUUUGAAACGCAUUGAACAGGCUAUUAAGUGCAUCUCACAAGGCUUAUUGGAUCCAUUUGUACGGACAGGACAUCGGUUUUCUCUUUAUCAGCGGGCCUUGCGCCUGAGAGAUUCCCCAAGCUGUCACAAAUUCAAACACCUCUUUCAAAAGCUGCCUGUAAUAACCGUUGAAGACGUUACGCAUGUGACGAUCAAAGGAAAAAUGUGUCCCCAGAGUGGGAUGGGGAAAUCCGUGUUUCUAAUGGAAGGUAGUGGGGACGAAGAAGACCCUAGCCUAACCACAGUCAUGUGCUCAGUUGAGGAGUUGGCACUAAGCUAUUACAGACAGAAUGGCUUCGAUCAAGGAAUUCAUGGAGAAGGAUCCACAUUUAUUACACUCUAUAGCCUUCUAAUGUGGGACAUUAUUUUCAUGGAUGGAGUCCCUGACGUGUUCAGAAAUCCGUAUCAGGCAUUCCCAUUGGAUCUGUACACCGACAGCUUCUAUGAAAACAGGAAAGAUGCGAUCGAGGCCCGGCUCCGGAUGCUUCACGGGGCUGCUCCUGAAACGUUGAGACAGUUGAUCGCGGAGGUUUGGAGCGCCCAAGAGGGUAAAGCAGCCGCAGUUGUUAGCUGGGACCGGUUCACUUCCCUUCAACAAGCUCAAGAUCUGAGCUCCUGCUUUGGGGGUUGUUUUUUAAGCGGCGUCUGCAGAAAACUAGUCACAGACCUUCGGCACUGCAGAGGGGGCCUCCCCGAUCUAGUUGUGUGGAAUACUCAGGAUAAGCAUUUCAAGCUGGUGGAAGUGAAAGGACCCAAUGAUCGCCUUUCCCACAAACAGAUGAUCUGGCUGGAUGAGCUGCGGAAGCUGGGAGCUGAGGUCGAAGUCUGCCAUGUGGUUGCAGUUGGAGCCAAGAGUAAGCGCCUGAGCUAAAUCCUGGAUCGCUCAAUUGGUCGCACCCGCUGCCGUCCCUAACUGGUGAAGAAGGAAAGCAAACGAGAUACCCGCUGCCUCCUCAUUUUAUCUUCACCCCUUUCUACCUAGAACCCUGUCACAAAUGAUUGUUUUCCUACGGACCAUGCCCGGUUUUUGGGAUGUAUGCUAGAUUGGAACUGUGGAAGAGGCCAAUAGGCAGAUUCAAAGGGAGGAUUUGGGGAGUGGGUCGGCAUUAUUUUGCUACUGCGGCUUUGGCUCUUGAGCCUAGAGGGGAGGAGACUAACCCUUCUCCUCACCUAUUUUUUCAAGGCUGAUGAGUGCAGGAAUUUUAGGUCCCGCUGGGUAAGGGCUGUAGGGUAAGAAAGCUAAUUACCGCACCUUUUGGGUGCGUCUUCUGCUGCUAAAUGUCAAGCCAUGCAUGGUGGAGUAUAUACUAACCCUUCUCCUCACUUAUUUUUUCAAGGCUGAUGAGUACAGGAAUUUUAGGUCCUACUGGGUAAGGGUUGUAGGGUGAGAAAGCUAAUUACCGCACCUUUUGGGUGCGUCUUCUGCUGCUAAAUGUCAAGCCAUGCAGGGUGAGUAUAUACUAACCCUUCUCCUCACCUAUUUUUUCAAGGCUGAUGAGUACAGGAAUUUUAGGUCCUGCCGGGUAAGGGCUGUAGGGUAAGAAAGCUAAUUACCGCACCUUUUGGGUGCAUCUUCUGCUGCUAAAUGUCAAACCAUGCAGGGUGGAGUAUAUACUAACCCUUCUCCUCACCUAUUUUUUCAAGGCUGAUGAGUACAGGAAUUUUAGGUCCUGCCGGGUAAGAGCUGUAGGGUAAGAAAGCUAAUUACCGCACCUUUUGGGUGCGUCUUCUGCUGCUAAAUGUCAAGCCAUGCAGGGUGAGUAUCUACUAACCCUUCUCCGCACCUGUUUUUUCAAGGCUGAUGAGUUCAGGAAUUUUAGGUCCUGCUGGGUAAGGGCUGUAGGGUAAGAAAGCUAAUAACCGCACCUUUUGGGUGCGUAUUCAUUCAUUCAUUCAUUCAGCCAAUUGUAUUUAUUGAGCACUUACUGUGUGCAGAGCACUGUACUAAGUGCUUGGGAAGUACAAGUUGGCAACGUAUUCUGCUGCUAAAUGUCAAGCCAUGCGGGGUGAGUAUACGACUUGCUUUUAAGCAUCAGUUUUUAUAUACUGGGAGAGUGGGGCCACCUUCAUGGGCUUGCUUAACUUUGGGGGGGGGGGAAAAUGGAUCUUCUAUAACCUUAUUGCUUAAUCAGUGGUAUUUAUUGGGGGCUUACUGUUUGCCGAACACUAGCCUAAGCACUUGGGCUUGUACAGUACAGCAGGGUUGGCGUCAGCAGGCCCUGAAUCUGUACAAAUUUUGCUUUUUUAAAACUACUUCCAGGUACCCCUGUACUUACCAGAACACAAGUUUCACGUACUCCAGUUGUAAGUGUAACCUUGUUGGUCUGAACAAAAUAUCUGAGUGGAGAGGUUCCGGCUGAAAUGAAAAUGCUUGAAUAAGUCUGAUUAAUUGGAUGUUUUUAUAU
This is a messenger RNA of Tachyglossus aculeatus (Australian echidna), 4754 nucleotides long. It is a transcript of the gene FAN1, whose product is annotated as FANCD2 and FANCI associated nuclease 1. The record is from RefSeq and is a predicted model, not a curated record. The transcript has 13 exons. Gene Ontology annotation, cellular component: nucleus. Gene Ontology annotation, molecular function: flap-structured DNA binding; 5'-flap endonuclease activity; 5'-3' exonuclease activity. Lineage: Eukaryota; Metazoa; Chordata; Mammalia; Monotremata; Tachyglossidae. Gene Ontology annotation, biological process: interstrand cross-link repair. Bases 86 to 3220 code for a protein of 1044 amino acids.